This is a messenger RNA of Candidula unifasciata, 334 nucleotides long. NCBI's taxonomy places the organism in Eukaryota, Metazoa, Mollusca, Gastropoda, Stylommatophora, Geomitridae. The record is from the annotation of a GenBank genome assembly.
AUGCAGCAGACGGGAGAUCCCGCUUGGGACGAAGAAGAGGAGAUGACUACCACAGAGAGAGAACUCGCUGACGACGCCCAGUGGAAAUUAAUUCAAAAAAAUACCUUUACCAGAUGGGCUAAUGAACAUCUGAAGACCGUCAACAAGCAGCUGGCGGAUUUAGAAUCUGAUUUUUCUGAUGGAUUGCGACUAGUUUCCCUGAUAGAGGUGUUGUCGGGGAAGAAAUUCAAACAUGUCAACAAGCGUCCUAACUUCAGGACCCAGAAGCUGGAGAAUGUUACGAUGGUGCUUAAGUUUUUGGAGGAUGAUGAGGGGAUCCGUAUUGUCAACAUCG